AUGUCAGUUCUCGAUCAGCAGGUUCAUCAGCUUUCAAUGGGGUCAAAUGAUCGGUUCAAUGAUACAUUAAACGGGUUUACGAUUCCACAGGUUAAUAUAGGGGAACCAUUACCGAGUCAACCACUUGUUACUGAGGACACUACAUAUCACAACUGUUAUGAUUUAAGCUGUAACCUUUGUGGUCCGGCUAAUUAUUGCAUGACAACUAAAAACCGAAAAUAUGACUUCAUGGAGCCUGUGAGUAAUGAAUCAUUGAUUGGCAGCAGUCCUCCUGUGGAAGUGCUUUUAAGCUCUGUGAACACUUCAGAUAGAGACCAGUUUUCCCAAGACUUUUCUGCUUUUCAGCUUCCACCAUUGGUAGACAGUGGAGAUGUCUCAGUGGUAAACACAGAAUCUUUAACCAUGAAUUCAGGUCCAGAGGUCAGCCAAGUAGUUACUGAAGAUAUUAUUGGAAAUAAUCAGAUAUUUAAAGGGUCUGACGGGAAUGUGGAUACUACAAGUACAAAUUAUGAGCUCAAGGAACCACCUGCAUCUCGUUUGGAAGAAAAAAACAAUGAUCAAAAGCCGGAAACAAGUCAACUGGGCCCUAAAGUAAUAUGCGUGAAUAAUUCAGCUGCAGAGAUAACCCCAAGUGUAAUGGAAUCAAAUAAUAAGCAAACAGAGAUAACAUCUUUUGAUAACGGGUCAGAAUCAGGGUCUUUGAAUAUCAAGAAGCCAAGCACUUCGUUGGCUGAGUAUUUCAAUGCAUCUCAAAUCAAAGAAUAUCUGUCAACUUUCAUCAAACAUGAUAAGGAGAUAUUGGGAAGCUCGGUUAACCAAAACCCAUGCCAGUUAUGCUCCAUGCAUAAGCUACUGAUCGCCCCUGUACCGAUAUAUUGCUCAUCUUGUGACUCACGCAUAAAGCAAAAUGCUAGAUAUUAUCAAUCAUCAGAUGUGGAGAACACAGGCAUACAUCAUUAUUUUUGUAUGAAAUGCUACAAGGGAAAUCGAAAGGCUAUUAAUCUAAUGCGCGGAGGAUCCAUUUCCAAAACAAAUUUACAGAAGGCAAAGAAUGAUGAGGAAGGAGAGGACUCGUGGGUUCAAUGUGAUAGAUGUCAACAAUGGCAACAUAGGAUUUGUGGUCUAUACAAUGACGCAAGAGAUGAAGAAGGGAAGGCGGAAUAUAUCUGCCCCAAAUGUCUCUUAAAACAAAUGGAAGAUGGAAAUGAAGUCCCAUUAGCAAAAACCUUUUUGCGAGCAAAAGAUCUGCCAAAAACCAAUCUCAGUGAUCAUAUCGAGCAACGACUCUUUACGCGUAUGACGCAAGAGAGGAUAGAAACUGCAAGAUUUCAUGGAACAGCACUGGAAAAUGUACCUGAAGCAGAGGAUCUCGUUGUUAGAGUGGUGGUAUCUGUUGACAGAGAGUUGGAAGUAAAGAAGCAAUUUAGAGAUAUAUUUAACGGAGAAUAUUAUCCUGAAAAGUUUUCGUACAGAUCAAAAUUAAUUCUUUUGUUCCAGAAAGCAGGAGGCGUGGAAUUGUGUCUCUUUGGAAUGUACGUCCAGGAGUUUGGAUCAGAGUGUGCCAGCCCGAAUAAGCGUUGUGUUUAUAUCUUGUACCUUGAUUCUGUUAAGUACUUCCAACCAGAAAGAAAAACUGCCAGUGGUGAACCUCUCCGUACCUUUGUUUACCAUGAAAUAUUGAUUGGAUACCUUGAACAUUGCAAGAAACGAGGUUUUGCAAGUUGUUAUAUAUGGGCGUGUCCUCCAAAUGGAGAUGAUUAUAUCUUUUACUGCCAUCCGAAGACCCAAAAAACACCCAAGGAGAAUCAGCUACGACAGUGGUAUAAGUUGAUGCUAAGGAAAGCUGCGAAAGAUGGCAUUGUGGUGGAACAGACUAACUUAUACAAUCAAUUUUUCGUUCCUACCAAUGAAGAAAAUUCUAAGAUAACUGCGACACAUUUGCCAUAUUUUGAUGGUUCUUAUUGGUCGGGUAUUGCUGAAAUUAUAAGCAAGAAACUUGAAGAAGAAGAGAAUUCAGGGGGAUCGUAUAGCAAGUUACCGUCUAAACGAAUCUGGUUGUCCAUGGGACAAGACCGCCCUACAAAGGAUGCCAUAGUGAUGCAACAUCUCGGUGAAGAAAUUCUGCCUAUGAAAGAAAACUUAAUGAUUGUCCGGCUACAGCAUAUGUGCACAUAUUGCCAUGAAGUAAUAUUAUCUGGAAGCAGAUGGUCUUGCAACCGAUGCAACAAGAUUCAAUUAUGUUCAAGGUGUUUUGAAAAUGGCAAACUUCUUUCCACAAGUAGAGUUCACUCAUGCCAUUCUGGUAGCAAGCGUCCACUUUCUGAGUCUGCAUCGUGUGAUUUACCUCUUCAUACCAAGGAUAAUGAUGUUAAGCUUGUAAAUAAUUUCUCCGGGACCCGAGAUGAUUUCUUGAACAAUUGCCAAAAAUCUCAGUACCAGUUUGAUACACUCGGCCAUGCCAAGUAUUCCUCUAUGAUGAUUCUGUAUCAUUUCACAAACAGCCUUGUUGUCCUCCCGAUCUGCAGCCUUUGCUGUAAUCAAGUCCUGAUUAAUGAAUGCUGGCACUGUGAUACCUGUACAACACAUUACGUUUGUGGAUCAUGUUAUGAGACAAAAGGUGACACCUGUCAUACUCAUAAAUUAACUCACCCUUCACAAAAAGUUUACCCCGAAACCAAAAGUGAACAACCUGAGAACCAAAAGGUGCUGACGUUAAACGAAGCUCUAGAUGCUUUAUCUCAUGCCUCUCAAUGUAGAAGUAUCAAGUGUUCCUACCAUGGUUGUCUAAUUAUCAGAAAGCUCCUUUACCAUACCAAAAAAUGCAGAAAUGCCAGUGACUGUAGAAUUUGUAAACGAGCAUGGUUGGUACUGAAGAAGCACGCACAAAUUUGUAGAGAUUCGAAUUGUAGAGUUCCUCGUUGCAUGGACAUAGAAAAGAAGUGGAAUGCCUGCAUCCAGCUAAGAAUAAACAAAUUGCAAUCAAGUGGCAACAGUGGCGAUUGGCGAACCGUGUGAUGCAUAACAUUGGCAUCUUGGGUGAGCUAAGUAACACUUGAGGUUACAGAUGUGUACAGCUAACUGUAUAUACGUUAUGCUAAACUAAGUAACAAUGGCAAACCAUGUGAUGCAUAUCACUCUUUGCUGAUUCUUUGCACAUAUGCAGCAUUGUCUCGAGCCUUCAUAAAUGCAAUCAAAAUGGUCCUCCCAUAUAAGAAUGAUGUUGAACCAUGUAGAUAUGGCAAAUGCGAUUGUGUCUCAGGUGAUAUCGUUGAUCUAUAUAAGCAUGAUUUUAACUCCUCAAGCCAAAAACACCAUUGUGGGAGUUAAAUCGAGGGUUACAGCCUGUAAGGUGACCAAAACUCCAAGUCGUUUAUCCAUAUGAGAGGGAUUGUACAAACAUUCCCUCCAAACUGGAUCUACACUCCCAAAAUUCAUACCUCGGUAGAUGCAUCACACUCGGCAAAUCUCUAGUGGCUAUGAUGUGAUACCAUAUAACACCCCAACCCAAAGUCUCUGUCGUGUCUAUGUAAUUUGUUACCACAAUAUUAAACCACGGGGGAAGUAAUUUUACGCCACAUGUCCAGCUAGUAACGGAGCUGAACAUUAAGGGACCGGAGCCAAACAUUAAGGGAUCGGGGCUGGGCAUUACGUUGAGAAGAGAAUCGAGAAUGACCUCACCGCAGGUUUUGCUUGAAUUGUUCCUCCAAAGGUUAAACAAACGAAUUUUAUUUGUCUGUAGAUGCAACAAUUUAAGGUUUCUAGAUAUAAAUUCCGCACUUCUAAUGAUUUUCAGGCAUUCAUAUAUUAAAACGGAAGUAGUGUUGUUUAUUUGCUUUUGAUUACGUGUAACAUUUAGUUGGUGGAAUAUAUAUCUUGAACUU
Molecule: messenger RNA, 3881 nt
Organism: Erigeron canadensis
Lineage: Eukaryota; Viridiplantae; Streptophyta; Magnoliopsida; Asterales; Asteraceae
Product: histone acetyltransferase HAC12-like
Exons: 12
Coding region: 1-3015 (1004 amino acids)
Biological process (GO): positive regulation of transcription by RNA polymerase II
Cellular component (GO): histone acetyltransferase complex; transcription regulator complex
Molecular function (GO): histone acetyltransferase activity; chromatin DNA binding; transcription coactivator activity
Source: RefSeq, a predicted model, not a curated record